Linepithema humile (Argentine ant) is the source of this 1892-nucleotide messenger RNA. The record is from RefSeq and is a predicted model, not a curated record. Lineage: Eukaryota; Metazoa; Arthropoda; Insecta; Hymenoptera; Formicidae.
UUACAACAUCAAUUUCUCAAUGAUCACAUGUUUUUUUACAUGUUGUGUAAAAUGCUUCUAAUUAGAAUUCGAUAUUACUGAUUUUUUAUCAUAUUUUAUCUCCAUUGAAGACGAUAAUUACAUAUCGAGUGUGCUACUCUUUGACAUUCGUAUCGCGAGGAUGCAUCGCACCGGCAAACAUCACUGUGCAACAUUGUCGAGUAGCAACUCCGCAAUGUAUGCAGACAUCGGUUCUCGUUCAGGGUCGUCGGUUGGCCGUGCAUCUCGUGCGUAUAUUGCGUACGGGAUAACGGGAUGGUGCAAGGUAGUGGAAAUGAGUCAUUCGCUAUUGCACGCGCCACGACCUAUCGCGUAUAACCGAGCAAAUAAGUCACAAUAUGUCGUGCUGCGCUGAGGACGAUUGACGGCUGCUUACACCACGACCGUGAAUCCGAUACAGUAAUGUUGCAUGCAAAUUUCCAUUUAUCUCUGCAUCUUGCUAUCAUAGUGACUAGAUUGUUCGGACGCUAUUUACAUUGCAAUAAUACCUGCAUUGAAGGAUGUAACCGAUGUAUCUAAUCUUCAUAUGACUGUUAAAUUGUUAGAUUCUGCGGUAUCCAUCCCAUAGAUAUCUCGCAUGUCGUUCAUCGCCGUCUACGGUGGCUUUGAGCGGUGAAUGUAUAAUGACAAAAAUGUCGCAUAUUAUUAUGGGACAAGGCGCAGCAGGUGUGCGAGAGGUGUCGCGCGUUGACUUCCGACUAUAAUCGUCGGUGUGAUAUUGUCAUAAUGUCUCUCACCUCGCGAACAAACAGAUGGGCCUCGAGAGCGGUCGUUAUAUUACAACUGAUCAUCUGGAACGCUAUCGGUAUUUUCCUCCUUCAGAGAGGCGUCAGUUCCUUACGCAGAAAAAUGCUAGAAACAAACAACAUUAUUGAGAUAAAUCCAUCGAUAGGCCUUGGUGUCGAAUCCACUGUAUCGUCUAUGAGAUACAUCGAAAAUGAUUAUGAUCUUGCUAUAUCCGUCCAGCAACAAUUGGUCGAUAAGAACGCAAAGAUGAUAAUUGAAAUAAAUUCGGAGUCGCCCUUAGACAAUCAAAAUCGUCCUGGAUUAAAUGUAAUUAGAAGUACAUUGGGAGAUGCAUUCGAAAUUGUAACGGAAGAGGAACGAUCCACGCUGUCCUUUUUGGAUUCUCUAGAGGUCCCAAUGAUCAAUCAAGGAACACCAAGUUCGCCGAUGAAAAAUCAAUUAAUGAAUAUAAACCAGCGCGAUCUCGAAGGUAAAAGCACAGGGAACAGAAUUUCGAGAAUAGCUCGUGACAAAGAGCGUACUCUUGCUAACAGAAUCUCAGAAGUGGAGAAGGCUGUCACACAUUCAGAAUCGGAAUCAAUUUCGCAGGAGGAAGAGACCGAUGCGACGGGAAAGGAUUCUGAUUUCGUGGAAAACACAUCACGGCCUACGAUGCACAAAUUAUCGACGCAGAUAUCGUCAGUCCGUGAAAAAACCGGCGAUUACGGCGUAGACAAUCUUCGGAGAAACGAAAAUAGGAUAAAAUUUUCUCGCAUAAGCAACGGUAGCGCAGCGACGGCUGUUGCUAUGGUGGUGAUCGGAGUGAUUAUGCUGUUAUUGGGGCCAGCCAUGAUUAUUUUACGGGUUUUCGACGAGAGGAGGCGAGCGAGACAAAUGACUAUGUUAUCGGCUACUGCACGGGAGGAUUUGCCACCGAGUUACGAACAGGCCGUCUUCAUGAGCGAAGCGCCGAGAUAUUCAACGCUCGCUUUAAAUGACGAUCGCUCGUCGUCGCCUACGCCGCUUCCCUCAUCCUCUUAUACUUUUUCAGAUUUUGUAAUCAAAUCACAUUCUACGUAAAGAAUUGUGUUAUUUUUUUAUAUAAUAAACACAAGUUGUUUUACAUA